GUGCUGCCAAGGGGGCGCUACUGGGUGGCUCCAACGGUCCACCGCCCGUGGGAGAGGCAUGGUGGCCGCCUCCAGACAAGCCACCCUUGCUACCGCCACCGAUCUCCCCCCUACUUUCAGGGACAGCCCGCGAGCCGUGCGAGCGCCAUCGCCACCGAGUCCGGCUGGUUUGGCGCGCAGGCGGACGUGGCGAAUGUCAAAGCCCAGCGCGAGUACGCGAACGCCAUGUUCUAUGCCGACGAAGCGGUGGUUGAACACCUUCCCGGAAGCUACCAAAGCGGGCGAAGCUGCGGGCUACCGGGAGGCAGCUGUAGAUUGGGACAAAGUGAACUCAAUGACCCAGAGCCUCAACGAGCUCUUGCGAAAGUCGGAAGCAUUGGACGGUGGCGAUCCGCCCGAAGUGCUCAUGGCCAGGCACCUUCACAACCAGGCGAAAGCUUUGGUGGAUGAGGGUGAGACGCCAUUGGAGCGCUUUGAUUACCUGGAAGAAAAGAAUCAAGAGGCCGAACAAGUCUUCGAUGGAAUCACCUUAGAGGAGCUACACAAAGCCCGAGACGCGUUGCAUGACCAGCAGGACAUGGCGGAGGAGGCAUUGAAGCGCGCUGACCUUCACCAUGACCAGAUGGAAAAGAUCUUGCACGAAUGGAACUCCCGGAGUACGGUGACCAAGCUGCCUCGCGAGAUGACCAAACCCAACGGCGACCCAUGGUGGCCAGACCCAGUUCCACCACCACGCCUGCCUGAUCGCGAGAUCAUGCUAGUCCCAGCUGGUGGAGGGAUCAAGAACUUUUCGCCUCCAGGACGCUAUUUCCUGUAG
Molecule: messenger RNA, 817 nt
Organism: Durusdinium trenchii
Lineage: Eukaryota; Dinophyceae; Suessiales; Symbiodiniaceae
Source: the annotation of a GenBank genome assembly